AUGCUCAGCGCCAGCAUGCAGCUCCUCCACGCUCUCACCAUACUCUGCUUACUGCCCCGGUUUUCAAAACUGAUCUCAGCAGAAUAUACAAAUGGCUCUGAGGAUUUAGAAUCCAAAGAGGCUGACACUUCUCCAUCAUUGCCAGCAAAUUUCAUCCUCCAGCGCAAUGCCGCUAUAACAUCCCAGCUCGCAGCAGGGCUAGCUCUCGGCGUGAAGAAAAUGAGCGAAGAUGAAGGCGAGAAAUUCUUCCUCGACUAUUGGAGUUUUGGGGAUGACUUUUCGUCUGGGAACAUAUCUGAGCGACACCUCCUCGAUGAAGAUGGAUUUUCCCCAGCACGCUUUGUGGCCCAAUCAUUCCCAUUCGGGCCGUCAUAUUCCAUGGACACAAAUGGAGACAGUCAGUUCCUUUCCCGAGAGAAUAAUAACAGCGCCGUCAAUCUGCUCGAGAAACGAGAUUUCAAGUGUCCGACUGGGACAACGGCGUGCGUAUCCAUCGGUCGAUCCGAUCGCUGUUGUGGGUCCGGGGAGACAUGCCAGAUCGUCGCUGAUACGGGGCAUGGCAAUGUGGGCUGUUGUCCUAGCUGGAAGACUUGCUCUGGAAUGAUUGGGUCGUGCCAGAGUGGGUAUACGGCUUGCUCGCAGGCUUUGGGGGGUGGAUGUUGUAUUCCGGGGUAUGAUUGUGUUGAAGGGGGAUGUGCAUACAUCACUGUGAUUACGGUGUCUAUCCAUUCAACUGUGGUGUUAUCUACUGUGACUUACUCGACCAAACCACAGGAUACUACUUCCACUUCCUACACCCCCUCAGCGACCUCUCCCUAUAGCAGCAAGUCCACGACAAACGAUAGCCUGGCACCACCAGCACGGCCUACGAACCUCUCAACAGUAACCAGUAAUACCCGCGGUAGCGAUGUCUGCCCAACUGGUUUCUACGCCUGCUCGGCCGUCUACCAAGGUGGUUGUUGCCGCACCGGAAGAGACUGUGAUACGACCUCAUGUCCGACCACAUCUUCGACAACCAUAAUAUCAGAUGGUGUGACGAUUGUAGCGCCCGUCGCGACCACAACGCAACACUCUGGUGGAAACCGGUGCGCUCAGGGCUGGUUUCAUUGUGCUGACACCGUGGGUGGAGGAUGCUGUCCCAUGGGAUUCGCAUGUGGUGCUAGUUGUACUGCAAGGGACAUUUCGUUUGGGACGACUAUCGCCAAGGAACAAGCUACCGCGACUAGCGGAGCUGGUGUGGUGCGUCGAGUUAGCAAAAUGAUGUUGGGGAUGAUGCUGGGAUUGGUAAUCGGGCUAAACGUACAGGCGGAGUCUUACCGGCUGCUGCACUCGGACCUGACCACCGAAUCUCGCCGACACCGGGAACCUCCGCUUUUCUCACUUCUUCUUUCUCCAACCCUCGUUCUUUUCAGGUAUUCCGCCAUCAUGUCCGAAACUCCCCAGGCACCCCCCCCCUUCAUCUACCAGUUCGCCGCCGGUGCGGUGGCUGGUGUCUCAGAGUGUGGAAAUUGGACUCAAUUGACAAUGUGUGACUCGCAGGUACCCUCUGGAUGUGCUCAAGACUCGAAUCUCCAGACCGGAGCCCCUGUCCCUGGUGUCGAUCACUACAAUGGCAUGUUCGACUGCUUCCGCAAGAUUGUUAAGAACGAGGGUGCUUCCCGUCUAUACCGUGGUAUCUCCGCGCCCAUCCUGAUGGAGGCACCUAAGCGUGCGACCAAGUUCGCCGCCAACGACAGCUGGGGUGCUUUCUACCGCAACCUGUUCGGUGUCGAUAAGCAGACCCAAGGUCUGGCCACUUUGACCGGAGCCACAGCUGGAGCGACUGAAGCCUUCGUGGUGGUUCCUUUCGAGCUGGUGAAGAUCCGUCUGCAGGAUAAGGCCCAGGCCCACAAGUACAACGGUAUGUUCGACGUUGUGAAGAAGAUCGUGGCCGCAGAAGGCCCGCUGGCAAUGUACAACGGCCUUGAGUCAACCAUGUGGCGCCACGUCCUGUGGAACGCUGGUUACUUUGGCUGUAUCUUCCAGGUUCGCGCACAGCUGCCUGCCGUCGAGCCCGGCAACAAGAACCAGCAGACCCGCAACGACUUGAUCGCUGGUAGCGUUGGUGGUAUCACUGGUACUAUCCUCAACACCCCCAUGGACGUCGUCAAGUCGCGCAUCCAGAACACCUCCAAGGUUCCUGGCCAGGUCCCCAAGUACAACUGGGCCUGGCCUGCUCUCGGCACCGUUAUGAAGGAGGAGGGCUUCGCUGCCCUGUACAAGGGCUUCACCCCUAAGGUCCUGCGUCUCGGCCCUGGUGGUGGUAUCUUGCUUGUCGUCUACACCGGUGUCAUGGAUUUCUUCCGCAACAUGCGCGAUCAAAAGUAAAUUGAUCGUGCUUGUUGUGGUUGAAUGUUUGAUAGCGAAAAUGUUUCCCAAAAAGCAAGAAUGGCCAUUCACCUCUGACCCUGACCCCUUUGCCCCGAUACCCUCUUCCACUAUCCUUUCUACCUUGGAUUCAGAGUUGACAGAACAUGUGGAGGAAGUUGUGGUUUAUGGUUUCUUGUCUUUCUAUACUACACUCUUUGCAUUAUACAAUAGAGAACGGCCAUUAGAUGGACAUAAAACAAAAUAAAACAAUAAAUUCAUGUGUUCAAG
Messenger RNA from Penicillium crustosum, 2637 nucleotides. RefSeq lists its product as uncharacterized. The coding region runs from base 1 to 2367 and encodes 788 amino acids. The record is from RefSeq and is a predicted model, not a curated record. The transcript is spliced from 7 exons. Lineage: Eukaryota; Fungi; Ascomycota; Eurotiomycetes; Eurotiales; Aspergillaceae.